ACAGAACAAAGUCCAAGUGGGUGUGGGGGGGGACUGAGGUAGUCCCUGAUAAAUACUCCGUCGAUAGAGAGCAUGCAAUUGCAAGCCAAUAAUAUGCCAGCGGACAAGUUAAAGUGUCUCCCACCGAAUCCAAAUAUAUACUCCAUAAUAGUCCAUACAUAAACCUCUCUCUAUUAUCAUCGAGAAUCAUAAUAAUGGCGUCGUCACUCCCUCACUUAGACGACGAUUCCGUCUCCCCUUCCCCUCGUUCCAAUCACUUCAACGACGCUCCUCCACGUGUCCGCUUCAUGUGUAGUUUCGGCGGUAAAAUCCUCCCCCGUCCCUCCGAUAAUCAGCUCCGUUACGUCGGCGGAGACACCCGUAUCGUCGCCGUCAACCGCUCCAUCUCCUUCUCCGCUCUUGUCCAUAAACUCUCUAAACUCUCCGGUAUGAGCAACAUAACAGCCAAGUAUCAACUCCCAAACGAAGACUUAGACGCGUUGAUCACGGUAACAACUGACGAAGACGUGGAUAACAUGAUAGACGAAUACGACCGCGUCACACAGAGUGAAAACCCACGAGCAGCUCGUCUUCGUCUCUUCCUUUUCCCAGAAGGAGAAGAUUCACGAACCAACAGUAUCAGUUCACUCUUAAACGGUUCAUCUAAAAGAGAAAACUGGUUCAUGGAUGCUUUAAACGGUGGCGUUUCUGGUUUAGAACGAGGAAGAUCAGAAGCUUCUUCUAUGGUUUCUGAAGUACCCGAUUAUCUAUUCGGUUUGGAUAAUAACUCUGAACUACCCGAAUCACGACCUAAAGAACAACAACGACAUCUUCUUCAACAGCAAGAUAAUGUUUCGAAUUCGGAUCCGGGUUCUCCUGCUCCGGUUGUUUCUUCUUCACCGUUUUGUUCUACUUCAUCAGUCUUGUCUGUGCCUUCUAUUCCGAAUCUUCCACCGGUUAAAACCAAACUUGAUAACCAAGUUUCUGAACCGGUUUUCAAAGGAAAUCAAAUUGAAACUGAAACGGUUUUGCAACCACAAUUGAAAAUGGAUAAUUAUCAGAUUAACCCUGCAAUUCACUACCAACAACCUCAACCACGACCACAACCACAAGAAGGUGCUUAUUCUGGUCAUCAUGCACAACCGGUUCCGGUUUAUUAUAUUCAGGGUUCGGUUCAACCCGGGAAUGUACCGGUUCAUAUGCAAGGACAUGGACAUUAUCCCUAUGUUCAACAACCAUAUCAUCAAGUGAUGCAACCUCAGGUACCAAUCGGGUAUCAUCAAAUGAUUCCGGGUACGGGUCAAGUGUAUGGUGCGGGGAUGAGGCAUGUAGCCCCGGUUCAGCCCUACAGUCCUACCACGGUGGUUCACGAUGGUUUAAAACAGCAAGUGUAUCAAGGUGUCCAAAACAACUCCGGUCCAGUUCCGGUUUACCAGGCGAUGGUGGGGACUGGUGGGGAUGAACUGCAAAGAGGUGGAACGGGUCGGGGAACCAACUCGCCGCAUAAUUGACCCAGUUUUUGCUUGAUAAGUGUGUUUAAUAUUUAAUUUACUUUGAUUGGGGAAAUGAUUGCUUUGUAUGAACUUUCAAUUUAGUUUUUUUAUUUUUAUUUUUGUGAACCACUUUCAAUUUUGUUUGAUACACAAAAGUCCAAGAAAAAUAUAUGCUCCAUUUGAUAAAUAAAAUUGUUUCAGGAGGUAAUCUAACUCCAUUUGCAUA
This is a messenger RNA of Medicago truncatula (barrel medic), 1698 nucleotides long. RefSeq lists its product as uncharacterized. The coding region runs from base 195 to 1490 and encodes 431 amino acids. NCBI's taxonomy places the organism in Eukaryota, Viridiplantae, Streptophyta, Magnoliopsida, Fabales, Fabaceae. The transcript is spliced from 2 exons. Gene Ontology annotation, molecular function: protein binding. The record is from RefSeq and is a predicted model, not a curated record.